AUGAGUGAAACGAAAAAGGCGUCGUUCCACACGCUGGAGCGCGAGGAGUAUUUUGCUAACCCGCCAGAUGAGCAAAAGUACCCGCUACUCAGAGACGCCGUGGCGCCCCACAUCGGGUCGUUCAACGCGCUGACGGAGGGAGGCAUGGACUCUCUGCUCAACCUGGCGGCCAAGGAGGUUGGCGAGCGGGUGGUGUUUGACGGAGACGACGAGAAUCUGGGCAAUCGGCUGGCGAUCCGGGUUGCCAACGUGCAACUGGGCCGACCCACGGUGUCUGCCAAUGACAAGACCACCAUCAACCGAAAGGUGUUUCCCAGCGAGUGCCGUGAGCGAAUGGCCACCUACCGAGCCCGUAUGGUGCUGACUCUGGGCUACUCGGUCAACGGUGGCCCCGAGAAGUUUGAAAGCAGAGAUGUUGGUAUGAUCCCCAUCAUGAUGGGCUCCAACCGGUGUCAUUUGGAAGGCAUGGGUCCCAAGGAUAUGGUGGCCCACAAGGAGGAGAGCGAGGAGCAAGGAGGAUACUUUGUCAUCAACGGUCUGGAGAAGCUCAUCCGUCUGCUGAUUGUCCAGCGACGAAACCACCCCCUGGCCAUCAUUCGAAAGAGUUUCACCAAGCGUGGAAGCAACUACACCACGUUCGGAGUCCAGAUCCGAUCGGUGCGACCCGACCAGUCGUCCCAAACCAACGUGCUGCAUUACCUGUCCGACGGAGGAAUCACAAUGCGAUUUUCGUGGCGAAAGAACGAGUAUCUGGUGCCCGUCAUGAUGAUUCUCAAGGCUCUGGUGGAAACCAACGACCGAGAAAUCUUUGACGGCAUUGUCGCCUCCGAGGGCUCCAACUCGUUCCUGACCGACCGUCUGGAACUGCUGCUGCGAAACUACAAGUCCUACAAGCUGACCUCCAAGCAGGAGAACCUGGCGUUCCUGGGAGAAAAGUUCCGAAUCGUCAUGGACGCCCCUAAGGACAUGUCCAACGAAGAUGUCGGCCGACUCAUGCUCAAGCGGGUCAUUCUGGUCCACCUGCAGGACAACACUGACAAGUUCCGAAUGCUUCUGUUCAUGAUCCGAAAACUGUACGCCCUGGUCGCGUCUGAGUGCUCCCCCGACAACCCCGAUGCCGUCCAGCAUCAGGAGGUUUUGCUCGGCGGCUUCCUCUACGGCAUGAUCAUCAAGGAGCGAAUGGAGGAGUACCUGAGCAACUUUUGCGCCACGGUGCGAACCGAGUUGCAGAAGAAGAAGCAAUCCUUGCAUUUGGAUGACCCCAAAAUCAUGCAGCGAAUCUGCCCGCGAAUUAACGAGGACAUUGGCCGAAAACUGCAUUACUUCCUGUCCACCGGAAACCUGGUGUCUCACACGGGUCUGGAUCUGCAGCAGACCACCGGUUACACCGUCAUCGUCGAGAAGAUUAACUUCCACCGAUUCAUUGCCCAUUUCCGAAUGAUCCAUAGAGGUUCUUUCUUCGCCGAGCUCAAAACCACUGACGUGCGAAAGCUGCUGCCCGAGUCCUGGGGCUUCCUGUGUCCCGUUCAUACCCCUGAUGGUUCGCCCUGUGGUCUUCUGAACCAUUUGGCACACAAGUGUCUGAUUUCCGUCAAGAAGAGCGACGUGGGAGACAUUGACUCUGUGCUCAACCAGCUCGGAAUCUCUCCCGCAGGAGCCCUGGCCAACACCCCCCAAAAGUCUGUCGUCAUGCUCGACGGAAAGAUUAUCGGAUGGUGUACUCACGAGAUUGCCCAGCAGGCCGCCAACACCAUUCGACAGUGGAAGGUGACCGGAGACGCCCGACUGCCCCAGGAUCUCGAGGUCGGUCUGGUGCCUCCCUCUCGAGGAGGUCAGUAUCCCGGUCUGUAUCUGUUUGCCGAGGCCUCUCGGUUCAUGCGACCCGUCAAGCAUCUGGCAACUGAGAAGGAGGACAUUGUCGGUCCCUUUGAGCAGGUUUACCUCAACGUGGCCGUCACCCCUGACGAGAUCACCAACGUGCAUUCCCAUGUCGAGUACUCGCCCACCAACAUUCUGUCGAUUCUGGCCAACAUGACUCCCUUCUCAGACUUCAACCAGUCGCCCCGAAACAUGUACCAGUGCCAGAUGGGUAAGCAGGCCAUGGGCACUCCCGGUGUCCUGACUCACCGAAGUGAUAACAAGAUGUACCGACUCCAGACCGGGCAAUCGCCCAUUGUGCGAGCCGGCCUGUUUGAUGAGUACGGUUUGGACAACUUCCCCAACGGAAUGAACGCGGUUGUCGCCGUUAUUUCCUACACGGGAUACGAUAUGGACGAUGCCAUGAUUAUCAACAAGUCUGCACACGAGCGAGGAUUUGGCCACGGAACCAUUUACAAGACCGAAAAGGUGGAUCUCACCGAGAAGCAAAAACCCGGCGACCCUACUCUUCUGCACUUUGGUUUUGGCCCCGACAACUGGCCCAGAGAGUGGACUCAGACUCUGGACGUUGAUGGUCUUCCUCUGGUGGGCGCCAAGCUGUCUAACGGUGAUCCCAUUGCCGCCUACUACGACUCCAACUCCAACAAGACCAUGUGCCUCAAGUACAAGUCUGGUGAGACUGGAUUUGUGGAGGAGGUGAAGCUGCUGGGUGAUGACUCCCUCGGUGAGCUUCAGAAGAUCACCGUCAAGCUGCGAAUCCCCCGAUCGCCCGUCAUUGGAGACAAGUUCUCGUCUCGACACGGACAGAAGGGUGUGUGUUCGCAAAAGUGGCCCACCUACGACAUGCCCUUCAGCGAGUCCGGCAUCCAGCCUGACGUUAUCAUCAACCCCCACGCUUUCCCCUCGCGAAUGACCAUUGGUAUGUUUGUCGAGUCUCUGGCGGCAAAGUCCGGAGCUCUGCACGGAAUGGCUCAGGAUGCUACUCCCUGGCAGUUUUCCGAGACCAACACCGCCGCUGAGUACUUUGGAGAGCAGCUGCUCAAGGCCGGCUACAACUACCACGGAAACGAGCCCAUGUACUCUGGAGUCACCGGUCAGGAGUUGAGAUGUGAUAUCUACGUCGGCGUGGUUUUCUACCAGCGACUGCGUCACAUGGUCAACGAUAAGUUCCAGGUGCGAUCCACCGGACCGGUCAACCCGUUGACCAUGCAGCCCGUUAAGGGUCGAAAGCGAUCUGGAGGUAUUCGAGUCGGAGAAAUGGAGCGAGACGCGCUCAUUGGCCACGGAACUUCAUACUUGCUACAGGACCGUCUGCUCAACUGUUCCGAUUACACCCAGACCAGCAUGUGUCGAACAUGUGGCUCUCUCACUGCUACCCAGGAGGCCCAAAGCACCACCGGUCAUCGACGAGGCGUCAAGUGUCGACGAUGUGCCACCCAGCUCGAAAAGGACUCCUUCUCUUGGGACUCGCCUCCUGAGGGCAUGUGGCAGGACGCCAUUGGCAACUGCUUUGUGGGAGGAGAUGAUACCACCACGGUGGCCAUUCCGUUUGUGCUCAAGUACCUCAACUCGGAGCUGUCGGCCAUGGGUAUUAAGAUGAAGUACAACAUUGAUCCUUAG
Molecule: messenger RNA, 3498 nt
Organism: Yarrowia lipolytica CLIB122
Lineage: Eukaryota; Fungi; Ascomycota; Dipodascomycetes; Dipodascales
Biological process (GO): DNA-templated transcription
Cellular component (GO): nucleus; RNA polymerase I complex
Molecular function (GO): ribonucleoside binding; DNA binding
Source: RefSeq, a predicted model, not a curated record